AUGUCAAUUGCAUCGACGACCUCCCAACGACCCAAUCCACCGAAACGAUUGGCGGCCAAUGACGGUGAUGCGAGUGUGGCAUUUCCCCCAAAGAAGAGAGAGCGAUACGCCCGUGUAGCAUGUGAUACCUGCAAAGCAAGGAAGGUUAAAUGCAGUGGGAAUGUUCCCUGUGGACGAUGUUCAGAGUUGCAGGUCAACUGCGUAUACACUAACUACAUUUCCCGGAAAGAGGGAAAGUAUGAGAUCCUGUAUCCUCGCAAACUGUUUUUCAUCGUUUUACAGUUUGCCUUCAAAUCUAACAUUCCACACAGAGAUGGAAGUGCUCAAACGGAAGAGCAAAAGUUGGAGAUUUCCAUCGAAACGAUGCAACAAAGCUUGAACUCCAUCUCCAGUCAAAUAAGCAUGCUGUUCGACUACGUCAAGACCCCGAGUGACCGACCUCGUGAUCCCUCGACACAGAGCAUUCAAGGUGACGGUGGCUACCGAAACACAAGACGACCCAGUGGUUCCAAGGACGACUUCAUUCAACGGCAAUCAGCUCGUUCUCAAACCAGCCAUUGUCACAUUCUGAACGUCGUAAGCUCGAAUCUAGAAGCAAAAGGAGUCAUUGCGAAACCCACCCACAACUUUGCCAUUGAAGUCUCUGAGCUCCCAAAUAACUCUGCUGUACCGCUGGGUGAGUUGACCCGAGUGGCGCGCACAAUUCUAGCCAUCGGCUAUGAAGGUGCUCAACAACUUCUCCAGACUUUUGUGGUUGAAGUUUACUACAUGUACCCCUGCGUCUAUUUGGACUCGCUCAAGGCAAAGAUCGAUACACUCUUCGGACGGGUGGUAGCGACGACAAAUAUUGCAGUAUCGGAUACCGAGGCUGUGAAGGUAGAUCUUAUUGACAUUGACAUUAUCAAAGCUGUGCUCGGCAUUGCUUUAUCCUGCCAAGAGCAGGAUAAGACCCCAUUAGGGAAUGACUUACAUAGCCACAUUCUAUGGUCCACUGAGAAUCUCAUGAGGGGAGAUGCCGCCGAAGUCGAAGAUAUCAUGAUGGCCUCCUUGAUGGCAAUUUACUUUAUCCAGCAUAGUCAAACGAUCAAGGCUUGGCGAUUGGCAGGUUUCGCGGCAAGAUCAUGUCUCGAAUAUGGUUUGCACAAAGACAGCGUCCUAGCCAAUCCAGAACUAAAGCGUGUCGAUGACAAAUUUCUUAGCCUAACUGGGCCUCAUCCAUUCUUGGCUGCAAUGGUAAAAAUGAGUCGCAUCACGUCCGACGUCAUCAGUCUUGUGGACGCACCUCUGCAAGAAAGUCAGGAUUUUGACGGUCAGGCGGACUAUCUGGCUUUUUGCGCGGAAAGAAUUGUCGAAUGCAUUGUAGAAGUCGAUCAGAUGAGCGACACAGCGCUGAGUGUUCCUAAAUAUCAAAGGCCAAUGAAAGCGCUUUGUCAGAUACGCGCAAACCACAUCAGGAUGCUUACGCACAUCAAAAGGUUCAGCGCUUCUCAGUUUUCAAAGCCGGGGCCACCACCAACGGGACUACUGGCUUCGAUCGCAAAAGACUCGGUGACCAUCAUCGACGAUAUUUUCAAGACCUGCGAAAUCCCCCGGCUUUGUCGGGCAGGCUUUGAUGAAUUCCUCAUAGAAAUCCUGUCUUGUGUUUUGUUGGUUGUAUCACACAAUCCAAUCGAAUACUGGCUCUCGUUCAAGGAAAUCUUCCACACAGCCAUGGAGCUACUCAGGCACACGUCACAGGGGGUCCGUGAUAUGGACAAAGAGGCACGGAAUAUGCUCGAUAUCGUACACAAGAUUACAGAACAGCUUCGCUCAUCCUUAGGCAAGACUUCGGCUGUGGGUGGUGGAAUCAUAAAUUCAACAGAGGGCGGAGACAUACAGCAAGAUCUGUGUGAACUAGAGAUAUCGUCCUUGGAUUAUUCUAUGUUCCCCGAAUCUUUCCCGGAAUCCUUCCCGUCGAUCGAAGGUAUAGGUUUAUGGGACUCUGAAAUUCGAUGA
Messenger RNA from Exophiala bonariae, 1995 nucleotides. RefSeq lists its product as uncharacterized. The coding region runs from base 1 to 1995 and encodes 664 amino acids. The transcript has 5 exons. Gene Ontology annotation, biological process: positive regulation of transcription from RNA polymerase II promoter by galactose. The record is from RefSeq and is a predicted model, not a curated record. NCBI's taxonomy places the organism in Eukaryota, Fungi, Ascomycota, Eurotiomycetes, Chaetothyriales, Herpotrichiellaceae. Gene Ontology annotation, molecular function: RNA polymerase II cis-regulatory region sequence-specific DNA binding; DNA-binding transcription factor activity, RNA polymerase II-specific; zinc ion binding. Gene Ontology annotation, cellular component: nucleus.